UGACCGAUAGCAUAAAUGCCUAAAUCCCAUCCGGCCAUCCCAACCGCCGGUAAACCUCGCUCCGUUUCAAUUGGCUCCGGUGUCGUCGAAGAUGUUCUUCGUUCGCUGCCCCUACUGUCCCGGAACCCAAGGCCGCUGCGCCACCACCUCCUCCGGCCGCCACGUGACGGAGUGCUCCGCCUGCGGCCGCGUCAUCGAAGAACGGCACACUCAAACACAUCAUCUCUUUCAUUUACAAGCCCACGAAUCUCCACUUCUUCUCGUCACUCCCGACCUCGCCUCCUUCUCCCCGUCCUGCUCCAACGAUGAGGACCCCUUCCACCCCACCGGCUUCAUCACCGCUUUCUCCACUUGGUCUCUUGAGCACUCACCCCUCUUUGCGCGCUCUGCUUACUCUUUUGAUGGUCACCUUGCUGAGCUUGAACGCGCCCUAGACUCAUCGUCAUCCGGUUCGGCCGUUGCGGAUCCCGCCGGGCCGAUGGUGUCCGUGGAUCAUCUUCGCGCUUAUCUUCAGAUCAUCGAUGUAUCUUCUAUACUCGGACUUGACCAUGAUGUUGUUGAUCAUGCGUUCCAGCUCUUCCGUGAUUGCUGCUCCGCCACAUGUCUCCGCAACCGCAGCAUCGAGGCGCUUGCUACUGCUGCCCUGGUUCAUGCUAUUCGUGAGGCUCAGGAACCUAGAACGUUGCAGGAAAUCUCCACAGCUAGUAAUCUUCCCCAGAAGGAGAUAGGAAAGUACAUCAAAAUCCUUGGUGAAGCUCUGAAAUUGAGCCAACCUAUCAACAGCAAUUCAAUAUCAGUUCACAUGCCUAGAUUUUGCACUCUACUUCAACUCAACAAAUCUGCUCAGGAGCUGGCAGCUCAUAUUGGAGAAGUUGUCAUCAAUAAGUGCUUCUGCACCCGUAGAAAUCCUAUCAGCAUAUCUGCUGCUGCUAUAUACCUUGCUUGUCAACUUGAAGACAAGCGCAAAACCCAGGCUGAGAUCUGCAAAGUAACCGGUCUUACAGAAGUCACUCUUAGAAAAGUUUACAAAGAAUUAUUAGAGAAUUGGGACGACCUUCUCCCACCUAAUUAUACUCCUGCAGUGCCUCCUGAGAAGGCUUUUCCCAUGACUGCAAUCACCUCCUGCCGUUCAUCCAUUGCAAAAGCUGAUUUGAUGGAGGUAUCCAAUCUUUCAAUCCACCAGGAAAAAGACAAACAUCAAGAAGCCAAGAAGCCUGGCAAAGCUACAGAAGUCUCAGAGAUCGACUUUCAUCAGGCAAAACCUAAGGAUGCAGAACUCAAGAGUGCCUUGCGAAGUAACUCCAGAGCGUCAUUCACGGCGAAUAAGGAGUUGUAUCAGGGGAGUUUUUGGCAGCGUCAGUUCCCUUUUGGCUCGAGUUCUAUGAAGGUAGGCGGAGAGAAGGAUCAGAAGGGUGAUCAAGCGGUUAUAGCCACCAAUGAGACUAGGUGUUCGCCAUCCGACAGUGAGCUGAAGGUUGAUAAAGAGGCAGCAGUUGCGCAGCAAGGAGCUGGUAAUAAGAACAGAGCUAGUGAUACUGAUGCCUCUCAUUGCAGGGAUAAGAAAUAGAGCAUUAGUUUGAAUUGUUAAUCAGGCGGCAUGUUUCCUUAUUGAUUUGUCUGAUGAUAAAUUUUGUUCCAGAAAUAUGAAAUUAGAUAUUUUGCACUGCCUUCACCUCUGUCAGAUUUUUUGCUAUAGAAUGCAUUGUUCUCAUUUCAAACAGAAUGGAGAAAGAAUGAUUUUUAGGAACUAAUGGAGAAUAAGAGUUCAUAAACGCAAUUCAAUAUUUAAGUUUAAUAAUGACGACGCAGUAGUUAGAAAAUUGAGUUUCAGUGCAAAGUGAUUGCUAUAUUGAGUGCUUUAGCAAUAUAACCAGCAGUGGUGAUAGUGAGCUUUUUUAUUAAUUCAAUCAUAAGUGUCAAAAUUACUCCCUCUAUUACAACAGAAUCAUUGCUUUUAUAAUUCGAAAGAGAAAACCAUGACAAUUGAAGCUAGCAGUUUUUACUUGAACCUUCAAGAUUGACCUGUAGAGGGUACAAAAGUCAUUCCACAUUACUGCAUUCUUUAUGACAUAUUUAGUAUAAUUAGA
Messenger RNA from Phalaenopsis equestris, 2087 nucleotides. Its product is annotated as plant-specific TFIIB-related protein 1. Gene Ontology annotation, molecular function: TBP-class protein binding. Lineage: Eukaryota; Viridiplantae; Streptophyta; Magnoliopsida; Asparagales; Orchidaceae. The record is from RefSeq and is a predicted model, not a curated record. The transcript is spliced from 3 exons. Gene Ontology annotation, biological process: transcription preinitiation complex assembly; DNA-templated transcription initiation. Gene Ontology annotation, cellular component: transcription preinitiation complex; nucleus. Bases 92 to 1567 code for a protein of 491 amino acids.